Molecule: messenger RNA, 1286 nt
Organism: Aethina tumida (small hive beetle)
Lineage: Eukaryota; Metazoa; Arthropoda; Insecta; Coleoptera; Nitidulidae
Exons: 5
Coding region: 97-1263 (388 amino acids)
Source: RefSeq, a predicted model, not a curated record
GUCAACCGCAAACCCUGACAUUAUUUCACGCUCUUAAAGUGUUUUUUAUAUUCUGUCACAAGUUCAAAGUGUUCUUAAUCGUAUAUAGUUAGCAUAAUGGAUAUGGACAUUGAUUUGGACUUUGAGGACGAUAAGAUCAAGGAAUUCUUGAAAACCAAGUUAAAUGAGCUGCAGUUGGUUAAUAAGAGAUUGCAGAAGAAUUUGGACCAAAGAAAAGCAAUACUUGCAGAACGAAAACAACAGAGCCUUGUCGAAAAUCCGGAUAACGUGAUUUCUAUGGGAUGGAAGAAAAUUUGGAAUAAUAAAUAUAUAAUCGCCCUGAAAGUGAAUUGUAACGGAGAUAGUGUCAUGGAGAAUAUCCAGGUUAUACUCAGAUGGCAUUUAUCAGAUCCUCUGGAUUACGAAGUUAAAAUAUUUGAAAUCCUCGAAACAGAAAUCCAACCUUCCCUCUCAUUUCUCACAAACCAUGACCCCGAAACAUGCCAUAAAAUUACUGAUGAACUCACAAUAUCUAACAAAAUAUCUAAUACCGGAUUCAUCGUAAUAUACCUAGAGUUGCCAGAAUUCACUCAGGAGAUACAGACUGCCAUAAAUGGCAUAAUUGCUUACGGACAUAAACAAGAGAAAAUAAUAAACAUCCCUGCGAUCGAAAUAGAUCCUCAUGAGAUUAUAGCUAAAAUGAAUUCAGCAGUUCCUAGUGAAAAACUUGAGGACUUUCUAUGUUUGUUCACCAUGCAAACAUUUAGCUUAACUUUCGUACUUCCUCCAGGCUGGAGCAGCAGUAUUGAUAGUACAUUUGAAAUAUAUUGUUCAUUAACUAAGUUGUCCGUAAAAAAUAAAUGUCGAAAAUAUUUUGUGGCCAGAAAGAUUUCCCCGCAAAUUAAUGAUUCUAUGAUUGCCAUUCAUUCACCUACUUCAGAAAAUUCAGAUCAUUAUCCCGCAAUUGUUUAUACUACGAAUUACAAAAAUUUAAUUCACCUCAUACACUACCUCCAUAAAUCGAUUUCUGGGGUACUGCUUCUUCCAACGAUGUAUUACAAAAGGUACAUUUUAAAAGUUGGUGUUGAUGAAGACGCUGCCAAGACCCGAUUGGUAAAUGCUUUGGAAAAUGAAAUGGAUUUGGUUAAGGAUUAUUUGGAGAAGAUCAAAAUGGACCCAGAUUAUUCGAGCCGUGAGGAAUUUUUAAAAUUUCGUCUUGCUUUGGCGAGGUUGGAGGAAAAAUCCGAUAUGGAAUAUGCAAAAAUUGUACAUAAGGAGACUUAAAUAAACUGCACUGUUCAAUGGAA